Messenger RNA from Moneuplotes crassus, 551 nucleotides. The record is from the annotation of a GenBank genome assembly. NCBI's taxonomy places the organism in Eukaryota, Ciliophora, Spirotrichea, Euplotida, Euplotidae.
CUCUUAAACCUUUCAAUAACAUUUUAAUUUUUUUUAUAACUGUAUUUUUGAUAUGUUAUUCUCUUUUGUUCUUUGUGUAAUUUAUCUUUCCUUUUUCAACCUCAUACUUUUUUUAAUAAUUAUUACAAUUAAUUAUUUUCCUUAUGAACACCACCUUUUCAUAAAUCUCAUAAUACCAUAUCUUCUAGAAUUCUUAAACAUGAGCCUUGGAUUUUUCUUAAGUUUUGAUUGCCCUUUAUUCAGGGUAUACAUCAUUAUUUGGAAAAGCCUUUUACAAAAUAUUUCAGAGUUUAUUCAAAUUUCAACUUGCUCUCUUCUUAAGCAAUCUUUCUAAGAAGAAAGCCUUUAUUGUACUUACAAUUUUUUAAUGCUCAAUUCGCUCUUCUACCUGGUUUAUUGUCUGGCGCUUUCUGGUCUUUGAUUUGGCUUUGUUCUCUUCAUCUAUCCUACGCUUUUUCUAAUACAAACUAAUGAUAAUACCUUCAAUAUCUUUCUCUUGGAAAGAAGUCAAAGAUAGGUUCAGCUGAGUUUACGCUCCAAAAUGGACACUU